AGAACCGUUCCGGCGGGCUUUAUCAAUCAAUCGCAGCCCGGCGUUCGACGAGGCAACAGCUUGUAUAUUUCAAGAGUUGUUUUAAAAAAACAUACCGUUGAUUACAGUGUAAUCACGGGGAAACAAGUGAAAAAGGUUAAAAGGUGUUCUACAAAAAAGAAAGAAGGAGUUCUUUUCCGCGAGCAACGAAUUACAUAUUCAGAGCCCAAGUUCGUCCUUGUUGCUCGCGAAGUGGCCACUUGGCGUAGGCACCCCCACCACCCUCAACUCAAAGGCACUUGAACUAUAAAAUAUAUAUAUAACAGUAAAGCGAAUAAUAAAAAAAAGUGUUAGUGUGUGCUGGUUGCUGGUACUACACAUUGUUCUUGAAUAAUCCACCACAAAAAAGGACUCACGCGAACUUUUGUGCCCUAGUUCAGAUCGAUUAACCCCGUGGGGCAACAACUUCAGACCAUCAACAUGCAGAUUGUGGGCCUGUUGAUAACGGUGAUAGUGGCGGCUAUUUGCUGCGUGGGGACGGUCCGCAGUUGGCCGGUGUCGAACCCCGAAAUCGACAGCUUCAUGUUUAGCAACGCGGAACAGCAACCGGGCCCCUCGCUGCGGGAGAUUCCCCAGUGGCACUGCCUGCGGUACUUCAAGCACGACAUCCACCUGAUGAGGCGCUGCCGCAACUACCGCAUGCACAUGCUGCGCCGCCCGAACGACAUGAUCUGAGAUCCGGAGAACCUGGUCGCGGACACCCGCGAGAUGGUCCGGGGCAUCCUGCUCGAGGACUCGAUCCGGCGACCGGGCUGGGACGGCAAUUAAGGCAGAAGGUGUUAAAAAAGACUUCCUUAAAAAAGAUCUUCUCUCUCUCUUUUUGUUGUGUUGACGAAACAGAAGCGCAUGAAGUUAUAUACAAACUAAUAGUCGGUAACAAUGUGUAUAAUAUCGGAAACAGUCGUGAUAAACAUUCUUAUUAAAAAACUAGUUAAAUGUAUGAUUUGGUGGCAUAAACAAACAAUACAAUUAUCUCUAUCGUCAGUGCUAGGGAAAACAAACUAAAUUUAAACAAAACAAAAAUGCGUGGGUAGCACAAUCUAAUGAAAAUUAUCCAGUGGCAUUCAUCAAAGAACACUCAUUAUUUGGCAUUAAUCCUUGUAUGAAAAUAACACACACACACUACAUAUGUAAGAAGAUGGUGUCACACAUUUAUGUACAACUGCAUGUAAAAAAGAAAACACGCUGCUGAUGUAACGAGUGACUAUUUAUUUUUGCUGUGAAUUAAACAUUUAUCAUUGUUAGGCGAGGCUACAGAAAUUGAA
Messenger RNA from Culex pipiens pallens (northern house mosquito), 1304 nucleotides. RefSeq lists its product as uncharacterized. The transcript has 2 exons. NCBI's taxonomy places the organism in Eukaryota, Metazoa, Arthropoda, Insecta, Diptera, Culicidae. The coding region runs from base 460 to 714 and encodes 84 amino acids. The record is from RefSeq and is a predicted model, not a curated record.